This is a messenger RNA of Boleophthalmus pectinirostris (great blue-spotted mudskipper), 1422 nucleotides long. RefSeq names its product ETHE1 persulfide dioxygenase (gene ethe1). Gene Ontology annotation, molecular function: sulfur dioxygenase activity. Bases 297 to 1172 code for a protein of 291 amino acids. Gene Ontology annotation, biological process: hydrogen sulfide metabolic process; glutathione metabolic process. The transcript has 7 exons. The record is from RefSeq and is a predicted model, not a curated record. Lineage: Eukaryota; Metazoa; Chordata; Actinopteri; Gobiiformes; Gobiidae.
UUACUUCCUGUAGGUUGUGUCUUGUGUGUGCCAUUUUAUUACAUUUCCAUGGAGUGUACACAGUCCUGUUGUUGACCUUGUAAACUUUGAACUUUUGUGAAGGUAGCUCUGCUGGUGACGGAGGUGCUGCUUGUGUCUGCUCCGCGCUCUAUGGAUUUAGGACACGGUGUAGCUUGGCUUCUCAUUCAGAAGACCGCGUUUUAUCACUGCUCCAUCGAUACUAAAUGAUAAGUCACUGCUCCUUUAGCAUACGCCCCCGGAGCUAAUCAUUUGUUGUUACGUCUGGGAUAACAACAAUGUGCUCGGUUAUUAGAAGAACGCAGCCCGUCAGACUUGCUCUCGCGCUGUGCCUCCGAGCAAACUGCCACGGCUCCUCUUACGCACUCACCGACAUCAGGCACUUCUCCCCCGGACUCAGCACUUCCGUGUCCCCGCUCCGAGCCGCACUCAGAGCAUACUGCACCAGGAUGGCACGCAUAGAAGGGCUUUUAUUCAGACAGUUGUUUGAUAGAGACAGCUGCACGUACACUUACCUGCUGGCAGAUACUGACACCAAGGAGGCUGUCCUCAUAGACCCUGUGCUGGAGACCCUCGGCAGAGACGUGAAGCUCAUCGAGGAGCUGGGACUCAAGCUGAAAAUGGGAGUAAACACUCAUUGCCAUGCCGACCACGUUACGAGCACAGGGCAGAUGAAGAAACAGCUGGUGGAUAUGAAAAGUGUGAUCUGUGUACACAGUGGAGCCAAGGCUGACAUCCAUGUCAAAGAAGGAGACAAGAUCUCCUUUGGAAGACAUUCUCUGGAGGUGAGGGAGACCCCGGGGCACACAGACGGCUGCAUGACUCUGGUGACCGGGGAUCAGAGCAUGGCUUUCACUGGAGACGCCCUCCUCAUCCGGGGCUGUGGCAGGACGGACUUCCAGCAAGGCUGUUCUAAGAAGCUCUACAACUCCAUUCAUGGCAAGAUCUUCACCCUUCCUGAUAGCUGCCUGGUUUACCCUGCACAUGACUACAGAGGUCAGACGGCAUCCACUGUUGGCGAGGAACGCAAAUACAACCCCCGCCUUACCAAAACCUUAGACGAGUUUGUGGACAUCAUGAAGAACCUCAACCUUCCCAAGCCUGAAAAAAUCGACAUUGCGGUUCCUGCCAAUAUGGUUUGUGGAGUACACUAAAUUUAGCAAAAGGAAAAAAAACAAAAAAAAAACUUGAGUCAACACUGAAUGCCUAAUAUUCAAAUAACUCUAAAUGAGUCUAAAGUGCUUUUUUUCUGUGUGUAUGAUUAUAAAUUUCAUAAAGGUUUGAAAUAGAUCUGAACUGUUGCUGUCAGGUUGUUGGCAGUGGUAUGAAUAGAUGUACUUGAAACAUCUCUAAUCUGUAAUGUAUGUUGUAAUAUCUGAUAAAAAGUUUAUCAUUGACCUUUCA